This is a messenger RNA of Laccaria bicolor S238N-H82, 1200 nucleotides long. RefSeq lists its product as uncharacterized. Gene Ontology annotation, biological process: tRNA modification. The coding region runs from base 1 to 1200 and encodes 399 amino acids. The transcript has 4 exons. NCBI's taxonomy places the organism in Eukaryota, Fungi, Basidiomycota, Agaricomycetes, Agaricales, Hydnangiaceae. The record is from RefSeq and is a predicted model, not a curated record.
AUGUUGUCCUUUCCAUCCACUGGCGAAUAUCUCCCCGCCAUCCGCCAGUCAUCCCGAAACUUACGCCAGGCAGCUGGAAUUACAAUCUCCCCUCAACCCCUGCUUUUAUCUCCUGCAUUCCAGCAUUCUUUCAAAAACUCAAACAGUGGCCGUGGCCUAGCACUUCCUCUCAGAUUUUCCUCACAUCUCGAAGAACUAAACUUGAUUUCUGUCCUCGCUUUACUCAACUUCGGCUCGGGCUACUGCAUACCACUCCAUGCUCAGACUGGACGGGGCGCUUGGGACUCGAUCAGAGCCUUGGUAUUCUCCCUCUACAUCACUUCCUCGGAUCGAGGCGACUUUCUCUCCGCUCAAGGAAUGAAAGCUGUAAAUGACUCCAAAAUUGCUGAGCUGUUAGCCAUCCCUCUGCAUGUUGAACGCCCCCACGACACCAUACCUGGUGUGACCAUUGGCGAGCUUGGCGGACCACUGUACGGGUUUGUCCAACUUAUCGUCAAAGUCCUAAACGAAACUGGGACCAUCCUCGCGAGCAGUGGAUAUCCCAACCUUGGAGCUUUUGUCGCAGAGACUUUGAAAGAGUCCUCAAGGGGUCCUACACAACCCAAUGCUAAUGUCGACUUUGUUUUGGAACGGCUUAUUCGCACCUUUCCCGCCUUUCAAGAUAUGUCAAAAGUUGACGGACAAGAAAUAUAUUGCUUCAAGAAAGCCCUUUUUUUAAUUCAUGUGAUCUCUGCUCGCUUUGGCUCCAUGUGCCCGCCUCCGUUUCCCAUUCCUUCAUCAACACAGAUUCCAGUAUUCGCUGAUAAUGUUCUACCCUCCUUGCUUAUACAUCUCGGGGUAAUCAAUAUCUCAUCCUCACAAUCACUGGCUAGCUUGUUCCCUGGCGCCGGUUCGGAGGACAACCUCAAGAGUCUGUUGGACCCUGCCUCAUCAGCGAACAAUGACACUACCCCCAUCUGCCGGGGGGGUCCUCUUCUCAAUCUCAACCAAGCAUACACUUUACGUGCGGCGGCCAUUGAUGCAUGUGAACUCCUUGUUGAUGCGGCUCACUUGCUGCACGACGGAGGGAAGGAUUUGCCCACAUGGCUUGAGGAAGUUACGCUUUCCCAACUAAAUAUGUGGCUUUGUGCAGUUGCAGAAGACAGACCUGAAUACAGGGCACUGGGGUGGUUUACAGUACAAGGUACUAGCUUUUUCUGA